Molecule: messenger RNA, 1146 nt
Organism: Apodemus sylvaticus (European woodmouse)
Lineage: Eukaryota; Metazoa; Chordata; Mammalia; Rodentia; Muridae
Gene: Prr13
Product: proline rich 13
Exons: 4
Coding region: 185-586 (133 amino acids)
Cellular component (GO): nucleoplasm
Source: RefSeq, a predicted model, not a curated record
GACCAGGAAGUGCGAACCCAGACUGGGAAGGAGGACCGGAGCGGGACCGGCGAUCUUGGGAAGGUGAUAGGGCAUCUGGCCUCCCAAAUUCCCUUCUCUCUUCUUAGCUGGGCCAGUGAUCCAUUUAUACCUGAGAACUAGGAACUCCAUUUGCCCUUCCUUUGGCUUGAGCUAACAUCCGGACAUGUGGAAUCCUAAUGCUGGGCCAAAUACAUAUCCACCCCAAGUUGUGUGCCCAGGAGGUUCCAAUCCUGCUUGUCCACCACCUCUCAAUCCUGCCUUCCCCCCUGGCCCCUGUCCUCCUGGAAUUCCCCAGGGACAUCCAGCUUUCCCUCCCUGCCGCCCCCCUUAUCCUGUACCACAACCAGGGUGUCCAGGAUACCAACCCUCAGGUCCCUACCCUCCCCCUGCUCCCGGCAUGUGCCCCAUGAAUCCAUCUACUCCUGGCAUGAUGGGCCCAGGAAUAGUGAUAGACAAGAAGACUCGGAAGAAAAUGAAGAAAGCUCAUAAGAAGUUGCACAAGCAUCACAAGCACGGGAAGAACUCCUCUUCCUCCUCCUCUUCUUCCAGCAGUGACUCUGACUGAAUGCAGGGCCUGAAGCCUCCCCUCAAGCCUCACCAGCUCCACUCUCCCACCAAGCUUCAGCUGUCAUCUUGUACGGAGGGGAAUUAGCCCUCUGUGCCCCUGCCUCACUCCUACCUGUGCCUCCCCCUGCUGUUCAGUCCUGGUUGUCUAGGGAGAAUGGGAAGAUGGUUGCCAAGGUCUAGCAAAAGCCGCCCUCUCCCUGCUUGGUAAUAUUGUAGCUGAUGAGGUCAGUCGGGGAACUAUCUUUUGAAGAUGGUGAGACCUCUCAGCUAAACCCGGGAGUGCCAUUUUAAGAUUUGCACUAUGUGAUUCCCCCCCCCCCCCCCCCCCCCCCGCCCCCACCUUCUUCUGUAAUGCUUGUGACUUUUGUAAUGGCGGCACGAGAUUUAGUGGCAACUGUGUUCCUGGCAGGCCUUACAGAUCGCAGUAACUUAUCACAGGGCUGCUGGGAAGUGCAGUCCCUUUGCUUAAUGAGCUCUUUUGGAACCCGACUUAUUCCUUAGUUCAGUAUGUUAUCUCAGAUGACUCUAAGUCCAAAUAAAAGCUACUUUCUCAGCUUC